CUACUAAAAGAGUCUCUCGGAAGCUGAGCCUCCAUGAGCCCCUCAUUCGGCGUAGCACGGGUACGCGGGUAACUAAACAGGGGUCGGGUCCUCUGGCUCUAGAAAUGUGUAUAUCCAUCUUCCUUCAGGAUUCGUUUCAACAUUAUGCUCUGAGCGGUAAGUAUUAAAAGAUGACGGUUCUUCCCUUUCUUUCUCUUAUGUAAUCUCGUCUGGUUCUAUCGAUUUUCUUCUUUCCUUUUCUCGGCAUCUUUGUUGGUCGAGUAAAGUCGUGUUAGUUACAGGAUGGCUAUUCCACUUACAAUGGCUGGACCACAGUAUCAUGACGACUUCGAUUCUACUCCUAAACAAGGCUCAACACCAACACAAGAUCAACCUUUAGACCAGCCUAAAGAACAGAUACAACCAUUGUCAACUCACGAUACAUCAUCUCUUCCAGCCAAAGGCCAUAUAUGGAAGGCCAGACUUAACCUUCGUCUCUUCUCCAUCUGUGUUGACGCUCUUCUUCUUGUCAUUGUCUCUUUGUUGGCCUCUAAUUCCAGUGAUGGAACAACAUCCAUCAUCGCCUUUGGGGUUUUUACUACCCUUGCUCUGAUAUGGAACUUUGCGGACUCUGUCCAUCUCUGGACCAGAAGAUACCACAGCUUUAGCCCCUCCAUACGAAUCUUCGUCGAUCUUCCAUUAGCUGUUCUCUUUGUGAUCCUAUCACUCGUCUAUGGAUAUUUCGGUCCUUCGGAUCACGCAGUUUCCGGCUCGGCCCCAAGCACAGACGAGUCACAUCUUGGGAGACGAGCCCUUGGAUGUUUCGGCAUCACCAAAGCUCUCGUUCAAAUGAUAUUAGUUUUCGUGGCUUACUACGAGAGCACACAAGCAAACUCGCCCACAUCACGAAGCAACUGUGCGAGGAAUGAGGAGGAUAUACCCAGAGAUGAGGAAGAAGGAUUGUUAUUUAGCGAAGAUUCUGUCUCAGACAGAUAAUCGUGCUGAUUGACAGCUAGCGACUUGCGUUUCGUUUCCUACACAUUUUACCAUUUAGAGAUACCACCCACUAUAAAAAAGGCACAAGCAUAGCAGAUACCCCUACCACCUCUACAUUCAUUUUUACCCUGUUCCUAGUUUCUAGUCUCAAUAGCGUUCAAUGUCCAGUCCUACCCCAUCACUUCCAAGUCACAUCUUCCAGC
Molecule: messenger RNA, 1178 nt
Organism: Fusarium verticillioides 7600
Lineage: Eukaryota; Fungi; Ascomycota; Sordariomycetes; Hypocreales; Nectriaceae
Exons: 3
Coding region: 283-975 (230 amino acids)
Source: RefSeq, a predicted model, not a curated record